Penicillium macrosclerotiorum is the source of this 552-nucleotide messenger RNA. RefSeq lists its product as uncharacterized. NCBI's taxonomy places the organism in Eukaryota, Fungi, Ascomycota, Eurotiomycetes, Eurotiales, Aspergillaceae. The transcript has a single exon. The coding region runs from base 1 to 552 and encodes 183 amino acids. The record is from RefSeq and is a predicted model, not a curated record.
AUGGGUCUUCUGUACACCAGCUCUAACGGCAAAAUUAUGACAGCACCUAUCCACACCAAGGCCAUUGCUCAGACCAAAAUGGGCCUAGCCCAUAUUGAGGACUUGUGGAAAGCGCAAGCUGAAGUCCAGGCUGGAUGUCGAGUUAUUAAAACUCGCCUCAAGUCUCACCACAAGGGGCGAGAGAUCUGGCCUCAUAAGAUUCAGCAGGCUGUGAUCGAGCUACAAUCCUCACUGAGAUUUCUCGAAGAAAAGGCGCGUGCUCUUUUCCCAGCAAGAGUUCCGACAAGGCUACAAGUCGUUUGGGAGCAGAAGUUUUUCAACAUCACUCACCGUCUCGAUGAGAAUGUGCAAAUGCUCCACAACACGGCACCCGGCAUGGAUCCUAUCUACUAUACUAUUGGCAAGCUUGACGAAAUUUUGGCGCCAUUGCAAAACUUCAAGUUCACUGAAGACCAGUUAACUGGAAGGAAUAGCGGCCCGGCCAAAUACGAGCCGGAGAUGUGGCGUCGAUGGCAGUGCAAGAUCAAUGACGAGCUCAAUAACUUUGAAUAA